CUCAAAAUUCUGAAACGGCGGCGCAAGCAGAAUAGCCAUCGGGCCUCGAAAGCCGAAACCCCAGCGGGCACGGCGGCGGCGACGAACGGACCACCGGCGGGAGAGAUGAAGACGGUGAGCCUUAGCGCCCCUACCAGGUCCUCCACCGUCAAGUUCCGCAUGCCGACGAGGGACAACCUGGUGCCGAUACGCGUCGAUGUGGAGGUGGACGGCCAGCGCUACAGGGACGCCUUCACCUGGAACCCCCGCGGUGCCGCCUCCGUUUCCCAUCCCGACUCAGAAAUCAUCAGCUUCGCCAAGAGGACGGCGAAGGACCUCAAGCUGCCGGCCAGUUUCGUCCCCCAGAUGCUCCAGUCCAUCCAGGGGCAAUUGGCGGAGUUCCGUUCCUAUGAGGGGCAGGAGAUGCAGAUCAAGGAGAAGAUUAUGCCCCUCAAGAUUGACCUCCGGGUGAACAAUACUUUAGUUAGAGACCAAUUCUUGUGGGAUAUAGGCAACCUUGACAGUGAUCCCGAGGAAUUCGCGAGGACAUUAUGUGACGAUUUGAACAUUACUGAUCCUGAAGUUGGGCCUGCCAUAGCUGUUUCUAUCCGUGAGCAGCUUUAUGAGAUUGCUAGUCAAAGUGUUUCUGCUAUGAGAGAAGCUAAAGUUUCAAAGAAAAGGCGAGCACCAGAAUUUGCUUCAAAUAGUAAAGCCAUGAAUAACGCAGUGGACAUGUUCAAGUAUUUCGGCAGCAAAGGAAGCGUUAUCCGGAAACGGAAGGAGUGGUACCUGUACGCACCUGUUGUAGAUGUUGUACCUAACGAGGAAGUUGUUGUUGUGGAUACGACAGAAGGUGCUUAACUAGGUCAAAGAAGAGGGCAGAGGAGAAAGAGGAAAGCCUUUGUUCUCUGUAAUACCCCAGCGUCGGAUGCAUGUGUUGUCACUCAUAGCGCUAAUCUGGGACUGUGUAGCUAGACUGAGGAAGAUUCCUGAGUAGCCACAAAGAGCUUCGCAGAUGCCAUGAUUUUUCUUUCUUUCUUUUCUGCCUGGCAAUGAGCCCUAGGAGGAGGAUCUCCAUUGCUGUACACCACCUGCGCAGUGAGAGCUCGUGGGAGGUAGAUAGCAGAUCAAAUAGUGGCCUGAUCCUGUUUGCUGAGACAACAACCUGUUAGAAACUUUCUGUUGUGCUGAUAUCAUGUUAUCUUUAUAUUGGCUCAUAACUAAAAUCAGUGGCCUAAUCUUGUUUGAUGACGGCUCGUCAA
Molecule: messenger RNA, 1241 nt
Organism: Brachypodium distachyon (stiff brome)
Lineage: Eukaryota; Viridiplantae; Streptophyta; Magnoliopsida; Poales; Poaceae
Product: chromatin structure-remodeling complex protein BSH
Exons: 11
Coding region: 106-840 (244 amino acids)
Biological process (GO): regulation of transcription by RNA polymerase II; chromatin remodeling
Cellular component (GO): nuclear chromosome; nucleus
Molecular function (GO): transcription coregulator activity
Source: RefSeq, a predicted model, not a curated record